GCGCCUUUGCUCCACGCUGUCCGUCUCUCCUGCUAAAGUCACCUUUAUCUUUAGUACAACCCUGAGCAGUUACCGCUUCACCUCUCUGCCAUCAUGACUGGCCGGAAAUUUUUCGUCGGUGGAAAUUGGAAGAUGAACGGCGAUAAGAAGAGUCUUGGGGAGCUCAUCAACACCCUGAACAGCGCGAAGCUCAACGCCGACACCGAUGUGGUCUGUGGCGCUCCGUCCAUUUACCUCGACUUUGCCAGGUCCAAGCUCGACGCUAAAAUUGGUGUGGCUGCGCAGAACUGCUACAAGGUUGCCAAAGGUGCCUUCACUGGAGAGAUCAGCCCUGCGAUGAUCAAGGACUGUGGUGUGGAGUGGGUGAUUCUGGGACACUCGGAGCGGCGCCACGUGUUUGGGGAGAGCGAUGAGCUGAUCGGACAGAAGGUAGCUCACGCUCUCGAGAGUGGACUUGGUGUGAUUGCUUGUAUUGGGGAGAAGCUGGACGAGAGAGAGGCUGGGAUCACCGAGAAGGUCGUCUUCGCACAGACCAAAGCCAUCGCAGACAACGUUAAGGACUGGAGCAAGGUGGUGCUUGCGUACGAGCCUGUCUGGGCCAUCGGCACUGGUAAAACCGCAUCGCCACAACAGGCACAGGAAGUGCAUGACAAACUCAGGCAGUGGAUGAGCACCAACGUUUCUGAGGCUGUCGCUAAUUCUGUUCGGAUCAUCUAUGGAGGUUCAGUUACUGGAGGAACCUGCAAGGAGUUGGCCUCCCAGAAAGAUGUGGAUGGCUUCCUGGUGGGUGGAGCUUCGCUGAAGCCCGAGUUUGUCGACAUAAUCAAUGCCAAAGCGUAAGAGAAACCUGAAAGAGGAACAAGCGGCGCAACCUACGCCAAUUUCGUCACCAUUUUAGUUCUAACGUAAAGCACUUCUGUCCCAUUCGAACUAAAUCUUUUCCUCCCAACUCGCUCCCCCAAGUAUUCGUGCUGCCGGUGCUGCAUCCAUUUCCCUUGUUUGUGCAUUUGUCCUCAAAAGAUUUAGUCUGGAUGUGAUUGGCACUUAAAGUGAAGUUGUUCUCACACAGAAAGGAGAUGUUAGCUCUCCACACUAAUGAUGAAAAAAGAUCUACAUGAAUUAGCACUGGGCUUUUAGGCCAUGCCUUUGACUAUGUUUACCAACUUUAUUUUUUGUGUGCAUAUACACUCAGACAAGAGCAGAUUACUGUGUCUUUAGUACAUUUCCCUCUUGCUCUAUGUUUUGUGACUUAAGUUAAAAUGCAUAACCUGCUUUCUGGACACUGUGUCUUGAAGCUGUUCACCAUGUGUCCUAAGCAGGCACAGGACGGUUAAAGCAAGUGUAAGCACCUUGUAAUAAAUGUGAAAGUAGAACCAAAAA
Molecule: messenger RNA, 1380 nt
Organism: Silurus meridionalis
Lineage: Eukaryota; Metazoa; Chordata; Actinopteri; Siluriformes; Siluridae
Gene: tpi1b
Product: triosephosphate isomerase 1b
Exons: 7
Coding region: 94-840 (248 amino acids)
Biological process (GO): gluconeogenesis; glycolytic process; glyceraldehyde-3-phosphate biosynthetic process
Cellular component (GO): cytosol
Molecular function (GO): triose-phosphate isomerase activity
Source: RefSeq, a predicted model, not a curated record